AUGGAGAUGCCUUCCCGUAAUCCAACUGCUAGGGUCGGCACUUUGGGCCGUUUCGGAGCCGAUGUUGGCAGGGCGGAAAAGGCACUAACGGUUCGGUCACCGAUAGUUCUACCUUAUCCCACCGCGCCAGUGGCAUCUCGCCGAACUCCAUCGCUUCGUAUUAAUCUUGGCUUUUAUGGUGCCAUCGCGAAGAUAGUUCAUCUCUGGAACACAAGUAUUUGUCUGAAACUCUGGAUCAAGAAUGCCAUUUGCACGAUCACAGUGUUCACAGUCCUUGGCAUGCCAAUGCAGCUGUCCAGGGGUUUCUCAGGCCCAACUCAAUAA
Messenger RNA from Histoplasma capsulatum G186AR, 324 nucleotides. RefSeq lists its product as uncharacterized. The transcript has a single exon. Lineage: Eukaryota; Fungi; Ascomycota; Eurotiomycetes; Onygenales; Ajellomycetaceae. The record is from RefSeq and is a predicted model, not a curated record. Bases 1 to 324 code for a protein of 107 amino acids.